AUGCGGAGGCUCCUCCGCCCAUUUCAAUCAAUCUUCAUGAAUAUCAUCGCCUGGAAUGUCCGUGGUUUGACGGACGAAUCCAAGCGGUUACUUAAGGAGCAUUGUAGCUCCUUUUCUCCUAUUAUCUUGGGUUUGAUUGAACCUAAGAAGGCGUUUCGUAAGGUGAGGCAAAGCUACUGGAAUUCUUUAAAUAUGGUGCCUAUUCAUCAAAAUUGUCGUGCAUCUAAAAGUUCGAACAUUUGGGUUCUUGCUCACCCUGAUGUGAUUGCAACCAUGGUUUUUUCCUCUGACCAAUCUGUGAUCGUUGAUUGUAUUUGGCAAACUUACAACUUCCGUGUAGCUAUUAUACACGGAGCCAAUGACCAGAUCCUCCGCCGUCAACUUUGGCAUGAUCUUCUCCAUUUCACGUCGGGUAAUACUGUCUUUAUUGGUGAUUUUAACGCAGUAAAAGGUUCUAAUGAGAGGAUCAGUUCUAGGUCCCCUUCAAGAAGCUCCUGCUUGGAUUUCUGCGCUUUCAUUGAUGAUUCCCAAUUCAUUGAAUCUCCGACUGAAGGGAUUCGCUUUACCUGGUCUGGACGUCGGUUUCUUCCCUGUCAUGUUGAAUCUAUCCUUGAUAGAGCUUUUUUUUCAAAGGGUUUUGUUGAUUUAUGCGAUUCUAUUGUUACCACGGCGCUUCCGAGGCUCACCUCUGAUCAUUCUCCGUUAGUUCUGCAGUGCCGUCAUGUUACUCCCUCUGGCAUAAGACACUUCAGAUUUCUGAAUAUGUGGACCCUUCAUCCUUCGUUCUUAGAUAUGGUGAAGAAUUCGUGGACGGUUGCUGUUCACACUAGAUGCCCUAUUCUGUGUGUUAUGUUGAAACUCAAGAAGCUGUGUUAUGAUAUUAAGGUCUGGAAUAAAGAUGUUUUUGGCAACGUGGAUAAUUCGAUUGGUGAAUUUCAGAAUCAUUUGGCGGUCACCCAGAACCAGAUUUCUGAAAAUGGAUAUAAUGAUGAGCUUUUCGAUGAGGAGAUUCGUUUGCAAGCUGAGCUUAAUGUUGUGCUUUCUAGAAAAAAUAAUUUUCUCCAACAGAAAAGCCGUGCCUCGUGGUUGCAAGAUGGGGAUAGAAAUACGACUUUCUUUCACAGAAUGAUAAAAUUCAAACGGAGGAAUACUUUGAUUACUCGCUUGAAUAUUGAUGGUGUGGAUGUCUAUGAUCCGAGUAUUAUUGAGCAGCAUAUCAUCGGGCACUUCUCGGCUCUUUUCAUGGAUGAUGGAAGCCCGAGCGCUGACCCUCUGGAGAUUGAGGCGCUUAUUGAUGUGGCGGUUUCGGAUGCUCAGAAUAAUUUUUUGGUCAGUAUUCCUGAGGAGAGUGAGAUUGCGGCGGAGGUCUUUGGCAUGGACGCUAAUAGUGCCCCUGGGCCUGAUGGUUUCUCUGGUUCCUUCUUUCAAACUUGCUGGGAAAUUAUUAAGACGGAUGUUGUAAGUGUUGUUCAAACUUUUUUCCGGUCUUCUUAUUUACCUACUGGUUGCAAUUCCAGUACAAUGAUUCUUAUUCCAAAGAAGAAGGAGGUUUCAACUGUUGCUGAUUUGAGGCCCAUCGUUCUGUCGAACUUCUUCUUUAAAAUCAUCUCCAAAAUCUUGGCGUCAAGGCUUAGCAGGAUUGCGUCCACUCAUAUCUCUAAUAACCAAUUUGGUUUCAUUAGUGGUCGCAACAUCCAUGAUUGCAUUAUGCUCAGCUCUGAGGGAUUCAACUCGAUGCAACGUACGAAUCGGGGUUCAAAUAUGGCUUGCAAAAUUGACAUUCGUAAGGCUUUUGACACCAUUCGCUGGGAGUUCAUUAUGCAAGUUUUGAGAGCGAAUGGAUAUCAUGAGAAGUUCAUCAAUUGGAUUUGGAUCAUUUUUAGCUCUGCCCGGGUCUCCAUUCUUUACAAUGGUCAGCUUUCGGGGUACUUCUCUUGUUCUCGUGGGGUUAGGCAGGGUGAUCCGUUGUCGCCGAUUUUAUUUGGGAUUGCGGAAGACGUCCUGAGUCACCUUAUCAGCAGUUGUGUGGAAUCGAGACACCUUAGUCCGAUGGGUUUCAGCCGGUCAACUAAUUUUCCAACACACUUAUUUUAUGCUGAUGAUAUUAUCCUUUUUACCACUGCUACGGUUCGUAAUGCUCGCAAGAUCAAGGAUAUUCUUAAUUAUUAUGGUUCGAUUUUUGGUCAGGUUUGCAGUCAGGAGAAAUCGAAUCUCUACUUUGCUAGGGGCGUGACUACGGAUAGGAGAAGGGCUAUUCAGCGUGUCAUGGGUUUCUCUGUGGGGAAUCUUCCGAUGACGUAUCUGGGAGUUCCUAUAUUUGUUGGUCGUCCGAAGGCCUCGUAUCUCAUGCCGAUCUUUGAUAAAAUUGUCCAAAAAUUUGCAAGGUGGAAAGGUCUUCAACUGUCUAUCGCAGGCCGUUUAUGUUUGGUGAGGUCUGUGAUUCAGAGUUCGAUUGUGCAUUCGAUGAUGGUUUAUAAAUGGCCUAAAUCGUUAUUGCAUUCGCUUGACCGUAAAUGUCGUAAUUUCAUUUGGACGGGCAGCAUUGAUCAGCAACCGCGUUGUUCACUGGCAUGGAAGAUGAUAAAAGGUGAUGAUUGGGCUCAUCGGAUUUUGAGGUCCAGAUAUCUCACGACCUUCAGCUAUGCUAAGCAAAAUAUUGCUAAUUCGACCGUUUGGCUCGGCGUGAAACAGGAGAUUAAUCCCUUGGUGGUUGAUUCUUACUCUUGCAUAAACAAUGGUGCUAAUUCAUAUUUUUGGAAGGAUGAUUGGUUGGGUUAUAUUUUGGUGGAUAAACUCAAAAUUCCUCACUACAUGCAUGAUUAUCUCCAUUUCUCUGUGAAAGAUUACUACUAUGAUGGUCUGUGGCAUUUCUCGGCUUCGUUUGUGAAUUAUUUUCCUGAGGUGGUGGCUGAUAUUUUAUUGAUUCCUAUAAGCGAGGAAAAAGAUUCCAGAUUUUGGAAGCAUUCGCUCAAGGGGGACGUCUCGGCGGCUUCAGCCUUCUCCAAGAAUUGUCAUCGUUACACUAUGGUGAAAUGGGGGACAUGGAUUUGGGAACCGUACAUACCGAUUCGUCGUUCGAUUUUAUGCUGGAGGAUUCUUCAUGGGCGUCUUCCAACCUUGGAUACUCUUGUUAGACAAGGUAUGGUCACUCCUAAUGGUUGCCCCUUUUGCUAUAUGGAUGCUGAAACCAUUGAACAUAUCAUGUGGAGCUGUCCUCGGAUUAGUUACGUUUGGGAAACGUUUCUGCUCUGGUUUCAUAAAACGGAACUGUUAAGUUGCUUGGAUAUUCACACUUUUUUAGUGCUAGCUUGGAAUGCUUGCUUCAGCCCCCAAAUUUUGGCUUUUUGGAAAGCAGGCAUUAUUUCGAUCCUGUGGAAGAUAUGGGACUGUAGGAAUGCAUUUGUUUUCGAUGAUCUCCGUUUUGAGGCUCGGUCGAUUCUUGCUUUUGUUAAAGCUUAUUUUAAAGAGAUGGAUUCUAAUUUCUCAAGGCUUGGUACCAUCAAGAAUACUUGGACUGACUACGUGAUUGUUAGAAGUCUUGGAAUUAGCAGUCGAGCUGCUCCUCCCCCUCGCAUGGUGGAGGUUUAUUGGUGGCCUCCGGUGACUCAUUGGAUUAAGGUCAACAUCGAUGGCUCUGCUAAAGGGGCUCCUGGUCGUAUUGCCGCGGGAGGAGUUUUUAGGGAUAAUUUUGCUUCUGUCCGUGGCUGUUUUCACAUCAAGGGUGGUAGUGGGUUUGCUUUUGAAGCUGAACUUCUCGCGGUUAUUACUGCUAUUAAUAUUGCUCAUGAUCGUGGCUGGCUUCAUCUUUGGGUUGAGUCCGAUUCGAUGUAUGUGGUGCGGUUGUUGGAGAAUCGCUCCACAGAUGUUCCCUGGCGUUUCUUAGCUUCCUGGAAGCAGGUUCUGCGUCGUCUUCAUGGUUUUUCUUUGAUUGUUACUCACAUCUUUCGGGAAGGAAAUCACCCCGCGGACAUAAUGGCCAAUGAUGAUAGACAAGAGGGUUGGAUGCUUUUUGUGAUAGGUGCGGCUGCUUCGUUGGGGUUUCGGUUGUCUGCUGGUGUUGGGAUGGUUUUGCAGGAGAGUGGGGGAGUUCUGGUGUUAGGGUCGGGGUGUCAGCGGUGUCUUUUUUCAGUGCUCGGGUGUGAGGCUUACGCCUCAAACCGCCCCGAGGCUUACCGCCUUGCCUCGACGAGGCAAAACGCCUCAAUCUCGCCUUAA
Salvia miltiorrhiza (redroot sage) is the source of this 4215-nucleotide messenger RNA. RefSeq lists its product as uncharacterized. The transcript is spliced from 4 exons. Lineage: Eukaryota; Viridiplantae; Streptophyta; Magnoliopsida; Lamiales; Lamiaceae. The record is from RefSeq and is a predicted model, not a curated record. Gene Ontology annotation, molecular function: RNA-DNA hybrid ribonuclease activity; nucleic acid binding. The coding region runs from base 1 to 4215 and encodes 1404 amino acids.